AUGAGUUUCUUCGAUAAACGAACUCCUUUUGAAAAAGCUAAAGAACAAACUCGUGAGAUUAGUAAACAAAUUCGUCAUGAAAAACGUCAACUAGAGCGACAAAUUAACCAAUCUGAUCGUGAAAUUCAACGUCUUUCCAUUGAUAUUCGUAAACAUGCAGCUAAUAAUAAUAAAGAUGCUCUUCGUACAUUAGCAAAAGCUAUUGUUAAAAUAAAACAUGAUAAAAGUCAUUUAUAUUCAGCAAAAGCUCAUCUUGAUACAAUUGAUAAUGCUGUUAAAAAUCAAUUAGCAAAUGUUAAAAUAACUGGAAUAAUGCAAAGAAGUAAUGAAGUUGCUCGUUCAAUGGCUCAAUUAAUGAAAGUUGGACAACUUCAAACGGUAGCUUCACAAUUUUCAAAAGAAUUAAUUAAAAUGGGUAUUAUGAGUGAAAUGAUGACUGAAGCAGUUGAUGCUGCUAUGGAUAAUGAUGAACUUGAAGAAGAAACUGAUGAAGAAGUAGCUAAAGUAUUAGACGAAGUUCUUACUGGUAAAAUAGGUAAAUUACCAAGUGUUGCUGUUAGUGGAACAACAAUAAAAGAAACUGAACCAGCAGCUGCUGCUGUAGCUGAUGUUGAUAGUGAAGAUGAAAUGGAACGACGUUUACAAGCAUUAAGAAGUUAA
Molecule: messenger RNA, 660 nt
Organism: Rotaria sordida
Lineage: Eukaryota; Metazoa; Rotifera; Eurotatoria; Philodinida; Philodinidae
Source: the annotation of a GenBank genome assembly